AAGAAYUGUGAGUUAUUUGUUGCUUCAUCGCAUUUUUUKUGUCACCAAAGGAGAAACAAAAUGARAGCAUGACUAUAUGCAUUCCAGUCCAAUCAAUAUUUCAUAUUACGAUUAAUUGGCUUUUCAUCCUWAACUAACUUCUUAUUUACUUUGUAUAAGCCGAAGAGGAAACUGGUUCGCUGAUAUGUAAAUUAUGUUGUUUUUCUCAAUAUCUGUUUUCCAGUAAAAAUGAAGCGAUUUCUAUUUCAAGUAUUUGUUUGCAUUAAUAGGAAUUGUCUUUGUUUACAAUAAAUGUCUAAAGUCCGACCUCUAGGAUGCUUUGUUCGACAAAAGACGAUUAUAUAACAUAUAACAACUAGAUCAGUACAAAAAAGUCGAAGGGGGGGUAGUGAAAGGAAGAAUUGUGUCAACACAUUGCAUGAAGAUCCAGGCUUCCUGCUUAGCAAUAUCUAAAGGUUUUUCCAAAUGCUGCGAUAAAGUAAUUAAUGUUUAUACAAUUGUACGGGCUGUUAGCUAAAGGUAUUUCAAAGGCCUGGGGGUUAUUKUAUGUGACGGCCAGCUGUAGCGUUACGUCAGGGUUCGAGGACUUUGCAUAAGUUGUGCUUAGAGUUUUGCAGACGACAGUGAAGAGGCUAACUUAUAGUCAAAGUUAGAGUUGUCAGUGGAUUCUAGAACAUCUGAAGUUUGUUAUGUCAGACUUAACGUACGAGCUUGCUAAGCAAGAAGACGGGCAAGAGAAUGAUUCCAAAGCGGAGGUUGCUCAUCGUCGGCCAAAGAAAUCCCUAACGCCCCGCCAGAAAACAUGGAUCAUAAUCAUCGCAGCAGCCRUCAUAUUUAUCGCGUUGAUGCUGUUGAUUGGGAUCAUUGUGCUCGGCGUUCAAGUCUCCAAGCUGAAAUCAAAGAUAAAGGAUAUGAAAGAUUCAACGCCGUGCACCACGGUUGAUUGCAUCAAUACUGUCUCAGAUUUGAUGGCUGCAGUUGAUCCAUCGGUUGAUCCAUGUGAAGAUUUCCAUAAGUAUGCUUGUGGAAAAUGGCCCGAAAAGAACCCGAUUCCUGUCAAUGAGAAAAGCUGGGCUCCACUUAACAAACUACGAGUUGUUAAUGAAGAAACGAUACAAAGAUUAAUACAAAGAAAAUAUACCAGGACUCGUUACUCACGGAAUGUAGCACUACGAAAAGUUUUUACUUUCUAUGACGCGUGUAUGGAUGAGGAUGCUGUGGACAAGCUUGGAAGUCGGCCAUUGAUGGACAUGUUAAACACGUUUGGAUCGUGUCCCUACUUUGAUUCGUCGUGGAAUGAAAGUACAUGGAAUUUUGUCGACGCACUCAGCGUUAUCAACAGGAAUUAUUCUGUAUCUCCUUUCUUCUUACUCUGGAUAAACGUGUUACAAAGCAAUACAUCUGUUCCGACAAUCAUGAUGAGCCCAAAUGGUGUGGAACUUAGAUCAUCUCGCUAUAAUUCAACCAAGUCGGACGAUGUUAAGAUUGUAAAAGCAUACAAGCAGUACAUCGUUGAUCUCCUAACGAUUCUUGGCGUAAGUUCUAACAAGUCAGUCGAAAUGAUGGAAAGCAUUUUCUCUGUUGAAUUUGAUAUAGUAAAGAUGUCCAAAAGCGAGAUGAAAAGCCCGAAGCUGAUGAAAAUGAAAGAAUUGGAUGAAAACAGUACUGUGAUUAGCUGGACUAGGCUUUUCAAGCAAAUAUUCCGCGACGUUGAAUACAAACCUGGAGGAAAUACKAACAUCAAUGUUUACAAUUUGGAGUAUUUUAGAAAACUUAACGAAUACGUUCUUACGAAACCCAAAAAGGACUUGGCAAGCUAUAUCGUAUGGAUUGUUGCUACACGGUAUUCUAAAUUGCUUUCUAAGAAAUAUCAAAAGCCUUACGAAACAUUCCUUAAAGCGUUUGAUUAUGGACUUCCCAGUGAAAAUCCUCGCUGGGAACGAUGCAUCGCUGAAGUGAAAGGUCACUUUGGCAUGGCCAUUGGGAGAUUGUUUGUUGAUGAGGUGUUCAGAAAUGGCAGCAAAAAAGAGGCUAUUGAGCUGGUGGAAGAUAUGAAACAGGUCUUUAUUGAUGAUUUCGAUAGUGUGGAUUGGAUGGACGAUGUAACAAGAAAAGCAGCCAAAGAAAAGGCAGAAGCUAUGCAUGGUAACAUUGGGUAUCCUGACUUUAUUAUGGACAACAAAAAGUUGGAUGCUCUUUACAAAUUGAUUACCGUCAAAAAUAAUACGUACUUUAAAAACGUUUUAUCUACGGAGGGAGCGGGCACUGCAAAAGCGAUGAAUGAAAUGGGCAAGAUGCCUUCAAGAAAAGAGUGGGUCAUCACACCAACUACUAUCAAUGCAGCAUACUCUCCAACAACCAACACGAUGGAUAUUCCUGCUGGGAUUCUGAGAAGACCUCUCUUUUCACAUACCUAUCCUGGAUCCGUUAACUUUGGAGCUAUUGGUGCCAUCAUUGGUCACGAGAUGACUCAUGGAUUCGAUACUAUGGGGUCCGUGGAGUGGCAAUGAAUUCUAAAGAAUUUGCCAAGGCCUUCAAUUGUCCCGUGGGAUCUCCUAUGAAUCCUGCCAAAAAGUGUAAAAUUUGGUAAACGUACGGGAAAUUGCUGGUCAACAACAUUUGUGACUUAAUUGCUUUACUUGAGUCACGUUACCUUUUGAGAUGCACUGCGCUUGGCCAUUGAAAAUCAAUUGAUUGGAGCCUACAGCUGGGCAAGUGCUGGUAGCAGUUCUCUUGGUAUCCAUCAAUUUCUACCUCAAUUGAAACUUGCUGUUUUACUCGGCCAAUUGUAGUUAUUUUUUCUCAUUAUAGAUAGUAUWUAGAUUAUGACAUUGAUUGAAACAUAAGGGCGUCAGUUUCCACCGACGUCCCCUAUAAUAUGUGAUAGGUGUAUGUUAUCUGAGAAAGCCAGGUAGCUAAAUUUGUGUGAAUCGGCUUUAUUCGUGAUGGCCGCCAUGAUAACUUUCAUUUUAGGGCAACAGCUUUUGCAAUGGAACUUCAUACGUCUUCAUUUGAAGAAUGACCGCUAACAUAGUAAAUGUAUCAGGCAGCUAACAUUAAAGAGUUAACUUGUAACUGAAACUUGCCAUCAAA
This is a messenger RNA of Exaiptasia diaphana, 3093 nucleotides long. Its product is annotated as endothelin-converting enzyme 1. Gene Ontology annotation, biological process: protein processing. The record is from RefSeq and is a predicted model, not a curated record. NCBI's taxonomy places the organism in Eukaryota, Metazoa, Cnidaria, Anthozoa, Actiniaria, Aiptasiidae. Gene Ontology annotation, molecular function: metalloendopeptidase activity. Gene Ontology annotation, cellular component: plasma membrane.